Dendronephthya gigantea is the source of this 1304-nucleotide messenger RNA. RefSeq lists its product as uncharacterized. Bases 143 to 736 code for a protein of 197 amino acids. The transcript has 2 exons. NCBI's taxonomy places the organism in Eukaryota, Metazoa, Cnidaria, Anthozoa, Malacalcyonacea, Nephtheidae. The record is from RefSeq and is a predicted model, not a curated record.
UUUAAGCCAUUGUCAACGCCACUUGGGUGCAUUCGAAGUCGUGCAUUGUUUACAGUCAAAUCUCGCUACGCAAAUCAACGACACAGGUAUCUCAAUUUAUACAGUCAAGACUCGAGUCCGUCUGAAAUAAACCUUUCACGACAUGGCAACAAAUGGACAGGAAUUUUUGCGACGAAAAUUCGUACACUUAUUCAAAUGCUUCGAACACAGUCGAAAGGGAUUUAUCACUAAAGAGGACGCAGCGAUACACAGUCAACAACUUGAAGACGUUAUAAAGCGACAAAUGAGAAGCCAGGGCGUCUCGAACGAGGAAAUCGACAAGAAAAUCGCGGGAUUCGACUCGGACUGGAUACCAUCCGCGAUGCAUUACUUCACAGAGAUGGCAAAGUUCGCUAAAAAUCAUGCGGACAUAUCUCUGAACGAGUUCAUCGCGUUUAACAUGUCGAUUCGGGAUCACAUAGUUCAAAAGGACGCGUUGCCCGCGUGGUUCGAAGAUUCACUGAGGGCGUCGUACACGAAUUGUUGGUCAAAUGACGAGGGCAUCCUUUUGGAAGAUGGCUUGGAGUUGCUUCCAGGUGUGACGGAGAACAGCAAAGCUUUGUGCCAUCAAUACUUGACAGAUAACAACAACAGGAAAAUCGAUGUUUCAGCGUUCAUCUCCCAUAUCAAGAAUUUCUACAGCAACGAAGAUCCAGAUCAUAUCAGUAAAUACAUUCACGGUUAUCAAGAAGAAUAAUCUGACAAUUUCAGCGACGUUUUAUUACUUGCAGUUUACGUGUAAUUGUAUAGACUAUAGUAUCCAUAUAUUUAUGCGGUUAAUAAUGGGCAUUGGGUGAUAAGUUUGGGUAAUUUUUGAAGUUGUGUCAACUGUCAAGUAAUUUUAAAAGCUUAUAUCAUUGUUGAAAAAACCUUUUCUGAAAUUAUUCGACAUAUUUGAAGUAUUUUUUUAUACAGUCGAAUUAAUGUUUUGCAUAUUCGCAGACACUUUUCCAGCUAUAUAAGGAGCAUUUGCAUAAACAUAUCGCAACAUAGUUCAUCGGUUGGACUUAUAUAAAACCGCUUUUAUCUUGCACAAAAUUAUACGUCAUACGACUCAUUUAGUAUCGACGAUAAUUCAAAAUAUUUUAACUUUAAACAUACUUCAGCAUUCUAACAGCUCACUCAACACGCAGUGACACAGAGAAAGCACUUCUGUUUAGAUAAACCAUAAACCGUGGAAGCUAUUCUAGACGCCGAUCGGAAGAUUUUUGUCAAUCCACUUAAAACGAAUGUAGCUCAGUGAAAAUACAAUCAUGAAUUGCUUA